This is a messenger RNA of Selaginella moellendorffii, 639 nucleotides long. Its product is annotated as rhodanese-like domain-containing protein 10. The record is from RefSeq and is a predicted model, not a curated record. Bases 1 to 639 code for a protein of 212 amino acids. Gene Ontology annotation, cellular component: chloroplast. NCBI's taxonomy places the organism in Eukaryota, Viridiplantae, Streptophyta, Lycopodiopsida, Selaginellales, Selaginellaceae. The transcript has 3 exons.
AUGGCUUCCACCUCUCUUCGUUCUCCCGCGGUGGAUUUCCAGCGCCUCAAGCGAAAUCCCGGGAAGAAAUUCCACCCAGUGCCAUCGGCUUCAAUGCGGGACGCCAAGGAGCUCGUCCAAUCCGGCGCAGUGAUCGCGGUAUCGCCCAAGGAAGCCAAAACCCUAAUCUCUGAGCGUGGAUUCAAGCUCCUGGAUGUGAGACCGAUCUGGGAGCGCCAGAAAUCUUUCGUGGCCGAAUCGAUCCAUGUCCCGCUGUUCGUGGAGGACGAUGAUCUCAGCCCCAUAACGCUGCUCAAAAAAUGGAUCCACUUUGGUUACAUUGGAAUGUGGAUGGGGCACAAGCUCACGGCUGUCAACAUCCAGUUUCUCGAUCAGGCGCUCGAUGCUGCCGCGCGGAGUAAAGAUUCCAAGCUCCUGAUCGCUUGCGGCGAAGGACUACGGUCCUUGCUCGCGAUCGAGAAGCUCCACGGCGAUGGAUUCACUAACCUGGCGUGGCUGGACGGCGGAUUUGGAGCUGCCAAGAGAAGAGACUUCGAGGGUGUCGAAGGGACGGAGCUUCGAUUCGCCAGUAUUGGAGGAUUUGCGCAGUACUUCCUCCAAAUCAUCCUGUUCUUCCAGCGCGAGAGCGAAGAGCCCUAA